Messenger RNA from Haliotis rufescens (red abalone), 3026 nucleotides. Its product is annotated as E3 ubiquitin-protein ligase rnf8-like. The record is from RefSeq and is a predicted model, not a curated record. NCBI's taxonomy places the organism in Eukaryota, Metazoa, Mollusca, Gastropoda, Lepetellida, Haliotidae. Gene Ontology annotation, molecular function: ubiquitin protein ligase activity; single-stranded DNA binding. Bases 1436 to 2662 code for a protein of 408 amino acids. The transcript has 7 exons. Gene Ontology annotation, biological process: DNA damage tolerance; protein monoubiquitination.
AUUGUCAUACCCCGGGGAGAGAAAGAACCAAUCCAGGAGUGGAAGGGGAAAAUGGCCUCAUUAUACAAGAUAAUACUCCAAGAAGCUGAGAAGAAGGGGAUCUCUAUCCUGGCGGUACCUUUACUAGGCUCUGGUAAAAUCAAGGGAAAACCAGCAGACGCUGUUUAGGUGGCAGUCCAUGCUAUGUUCUCUUUUAAGAGAAAGUCUCUCGUCAAGGUACUGCUCGUAUCAGACAGAGAGGACAUUGUUGACCGGCUGGCUACUAUGUGUGCCUACACCAGCAGUGUGAAAGGUGGAAGACAGUUUUCUCAACCCUCAUCUUUAAACGCGAAAUCAAAAUCAAGACUUGGUGGGGGAACCGAUAGCAGUUGGUCAAGCCUGAAGAGAAAGAAUGGAGACAGAUCAGAUUCCAACAGAAACAGCGAUUACAAUGGUACAUGUGACGGUGGAAUGGUACUCUGUAGUGGACGACAACUACCGCCACGCCCACAAAGUAAGGGUCAGCCACCAUGUCCCAAAGGAAAUGGUAAAGGAAAGAUAACUACCACGAAAAGAAAUCCAUCAUCUUCCGGUAGACCUGACUCAAGAACAAGCCACAGUGGCAGUGGGAACAGUCAUGUCGAACGUGAGUAUAGUCACAGAGAGAGAAGAACAUUGUAUGACCAGGAUGUCCAGAUGGAGAAUCUGAAGACGAGACCAGAGAGAACACGGGGCGGUAGGAACCAUCAUGUCGGAAGGGGGAACAGUUACAGUGGAAGUGGGUACAGUCAUAGUGGGAGAAGCACGUGGUAUGACCAGGGUGACGCCCAGGAGGAGGAACAUGAUCUGAAGACUAGACCAGACAGAACACAAGGCAGUGAACUGAAGAGGGCCAACAAGGCACAACAUAACGAUGAGGAUGAUGAUGAGAAUGUGGUGAAACAAAGGAGACUUGCUCCUCAAAGACGUAAUUAUGAAGACGAAGAUGAUGAUGAAAUUAAUGAUGAUGAUGAUGAGGAAGAAGAGGAGGAGGACACAUCAGAACAAGAAAAUAUUUGGGGACAUGUUUGUGGUAGAAUAGAAAACCAGGAACAACCUAGAAGAGAACUUGCAACAAUCUCAAACGAAAGUGCGACAGUUUCUGCGCCCAUACCUCGACCAUCAUCCCCAGAGGAUGAAAUGAAGGAACAACUCUCCUGCCCGGUGUGUUUAGAUCUGUUCACUGACCCGGUCAUACUGCCCUGUUGCCACUCUUUGUGCAGUGAGUGUGCGGAAACCAUCCGAUCCCCAAAAAGCUCCUUCAAAUGUCCUAUGUGUCUGGCUGUUGUCCAGAAUGGCCCACUUCAGAGGAAUUUUCACUUGGAAGGCACGUUGUCGUCAUGUAACUUCGUAGUGAAGGAGAAGACAGGCGUCUCGAGCUGACCACGUACACAAAAUCAGAUAGUGUAGAGACAACAUGGCGGCUAGUGCCACUGCAGGCAACAGAUACCUAUCAUCGACUGGUUUGUAUAUCGUAACCUAUGUUGGCGACGUCACAAAGGCACAAUCAGAUGGUAUUGUUGUCAGCGAGGGGAAAUCAUUUCGGGGAAUGGGAUAUGUUGCAAAAACCCUUGUUAGGACGGACUCAGAAUUCGACACAAAUCGCAACAAGCUGAUUCAGAAAGAAAAAGCCAAUUUCACACCAUGGAGGGUGUACACAACUGGGAAGUGCGCCAAGUUCCUAUCGGUGUUUCAUGCUAUUGUCAUACCCCGGGGAGAGAAAGAACCAAUCCAGGAGUGGAAGGGGAAAAUGGCCUCAUUAUACAAGAUAAUACUCCAAGAAGCUGAGAAGAAGGGUAUCCGUAUCCUGGCGGUACCUUUACUAGGGUCUGGUAAAAUCAAGGUAAAACCAGCAGACGCUGUUGAGGUGGCAGUCCACGCUAUGUUCUCUUAUAAGAGAACCUCUCUCUUCAAGGUACUGCUCGUGUCAAACAGAGAGGACAUUGUGGAUCAGCUGGCUACUCAGUGUGCCUACACCAGCAGUGUGACAGGUGGAAAACCCCUUUAUCAAAGACCUCCACCAAACAUUAAAGCGGAACGCCCGCUUCCACAACCCCCGUCUUCAAACGCGAAAUCAAAAUCUAAACUUGGUGGAGGAACCGAUAACAGUUGUUCAAGCCUGAAGAGAAAGAAUGGAGACAGAUCAGAGAGAACACAUGAGAAUGUGGUGAAACAAAUGAGACUUGCUCCUCAAAGACGUAAUUAUGAAGAGGAAGAUGGGGAUGAAAUUAAUGAUGAUGAUGAGGAGGAGGAGGACACAUCAGAACAAGAAAAUACUGGGAGACAUGUUGGUGGUAGAAUAGGAAACCAGGAACAACCUAGAAGAGAACUUGCAACAACCUCAACUGAGAGUGCGACAGUUUCUGCGCACAUACCUCGACCAUCAUCCCAAGAGGAUGAAAUGAAGGAACAACUCUCCUGCCCGGUGUGUUUAGAUCUGUUCACUGACCCGGUCAUAUUGCAGCCCUGUUGCCACACUUUGUGCAGUGAGUGUGCGGAAACCAUCCGAUCCCAACAAAGCUCCUUCAAAUGUCCUAUGUGUAUGGCUGUUGUCCAGAAUGGCCCACUUCAGAGGAAUUUUCACUUGGAAGGCACGGUGAGUAUCUACAGACGACAGCGGAAGAUAAGCAACAGUAUGAACUAGUGCUGGCAAAAAUGUUGGUGUGACUGGAAAGGUUAUGAGAUAAUCUACACUUAAUAGGAAUAGGCUUGGAUUGUGAUGAAUUUCAGUCGGACAUACAAAUACUACAAUGGUGUCUGUCAUAUACAUGAUAUACGAUUACAAUAAUACUUGUUCAUUAUAUUACAUUGAGUAAAAACGCCUGUCUACAUGUUAUUCAUAUAUUUGUGUGCUUGUAUAUGUGAAUCAUGUAAACUGACGGGUAAAAGAAAGUUUAUAAAAAUGAAUUUGACCAAAGAAUUACAACGUUAUCAAAACGUUACUAGGCUGAAAGCAGUGUCUGAAACACUGCAAACCUAAGGUCGAAAACACAAAUAUGAUACCCAUA